ACGCGGAAGAGGUGGAGUCCCAGUUGGGAGUUGGUUGAAUACGGAAGCCGACCAGACCCGGACCAGUCACCGCACCGAGACCAAAACUACAACCCUCCUAGCCACAUACUUAAUAACUAGAUGCUGAGACGCUAAUUUAAUUUUUUUUCGUCCUCUUAAGACGUCAUACGCACAUUCCGCCUGCUAGCUGCUAACCAGUAGUUAGCCUGCUAGCUGCUAACGUCGGAGACUCGGCCAGGUAAGAAGCGCCGCCCCCUGACACACUUGUUUGACUUGUUUGUACAAAGUAACUUGCUAAAAGAAGAAACCAUGAGUGGAGGAGUGAACAGCAUCGAGGCAGUGAAGAGGAAGAUCAAAGUUCUUCAAGGACAAGCUGAAGAAGCUGAAGAACGAGCAGAGAAGUUCCAAGGACAACUGGAGGAGGAGAAGAGGGCUCGGGAAGAGGCCGAGGCGGAAGUGGCGUCUCUAAGUCGUCGUCUCCAGAUGACCGAGGACAGCCUUGACCAGACCCAGGAGCAGCUGACCACAGCCAUCGACAAGCUGGACAAGCUGGAGAAGGUGGCCGACGAGAGCGAGAGAGGGAUUCGUGUGAUCGAGACUCGAGCUAUGAAGGACGAGGAGAAGAUGGAACUUCUGAAGGUCGAUCUCAAACAAGCCCAGAUGAUCGCAGAGGAGGCCGACCGCAAAUACGAGGAGGUGGCUCGUAAGUUGGUGAUGGGGGAGCGUGAUCUGGAGCGCGCUGAAACCCGAGCAGAGCAAGCUGAAAGCAAAGGUCGCGAGUUGGAGGAGGAGCUGAAAACCCUUUCCGCGAGUUCAAAGAGUCUGGAGUCUCAGACUGAGAAGUUCUCCCAGCAGGAGGACCGCUACGAGGAUGAGAUCCGGAAACUGAGCAGUAAACUGAAGGAGGCCGAGACCAGAGCAGAGAACGCGGAGCGUACGGUGGCCAAACUGGAGAAAACCAUUGACGGCCUGGAAGAGUCUCUGGAAACGGCCAAGAAUGCCAACAUGGAGUUGCACGCCACCCUCAACCAGACCAUGGAGGAGCUCAACUCGUGCUGAACAACGGCGUCUCAAAGGGAACACUCGCAACCAUUCCUCUUAAUCAGUGGGAUUAGUAGUCAAAAGCUCGCUUGAUGAUUUCUUGUCUGGCUCGGGGAAAACAGCCAAUUGUAUUUUUCUGCCAAACUAAAGGGGCCAAUUAGAGGUGAGAGACACGCCUCUCUGGAUGAAAACACCUGUUUUUAUGCUGUGAUGAUGUCAUCACAAGACGCCUUUUUCUAAAAUAAAAGCACCAAGUUCAAAUGUCA
Molecule: messenger RNA, 1307 nt
Organism: Doryrhamphus excisus (bluestripe pipefish)
Lineage: Eukaryota; Metazoa; Chordata; Actinopteri; Syngnathiformes; Syngnathidae
Source: RefSeq, a predicted model, not a curated record